AUGAAAAAGUUCUAUAAUGUCUAUUUCCUCUGUGGUUUCAUCACCCUGGGUGGUGGCCUCUUUGGUUUCGAUAUCUCGUCCAUGAGUGGUGUUUUGGGAACCCGUGCCUAUGUCAACUACUUUCAGGUGGGUAGCGGUCAGUACAAGCAGGGUGGCAUCACUUGUGCGAUGCCCUUCGGCUCGCUCGUUGGUUCUCUAUGCUCGAGUUUCAUCGCCGAUCGUUACUCUCGUGUCACCGCGAUCCAAUUCUCGUCUCUUCUGUGGAUUCUUGGCUCCAUCUUUAUGACCGCUUCAAAUGGCAUCGCUCUCCUGGUCGUCGGCCGUGUGAUCGCUGGUCUUUGUGUCGGCAUAGCAUCUGCUAUGGUCCCUGUCUAUCAGGCAGAGGUUGCUCCAAAGGAAAUUCGUGGUCGGGUUAUAUCCCUGCAGCAAUGGGCCAUUACCUGGGGUAUCUUGAUCCAGUUCUUCAUACAAUAUGGCGCAAGUAACAUUGACGGCGGUCCCGACAAUGAAACCCAGAGCACCGCAGCCUUUCGCAUUCCAUGGGGCAUCCAAAUUGUACCCGGUGUCAUUCUCUUCUUGGGUCUCUUCUUCUUUCCCAAGUCGCCCCGUUGGCUUGCUAGCAAGGAUCGCUGGGAAGAAGCAUUGGAAGUGCUGGCCCAUCUGCAUGGAAAAGGAGAUGUCAACCACCCUAAAGUCCUAGCCCAGUAUCGGGAAAUUGAGGAGGCAUUGGCUCUCGAGCGCGAACAAUCAUCCACCAGCUACCAGGAACUGAUCAAGCCUCGCAUUGCCAAGCGUGUGUUCCUCGGUAUGAGCUUGCAGAUGUGGUCCCAGCUGAGUGGUAUGAACGUGAUGAUGUACUACAUUGUGUAUAUCAUGCAGAGCACAGGGGCCGGCAGCCCUCUCCUGACUGCUUCUAUCCAGUACAUUCUGAACACAGCCCUGACCUUGCCCGCUAUCCUCUACCUCGAUAAAUUCGGCCGUCGUCCUGCUAUCUUGAUCGGCUUCGCCCUCCAGUCUAUCUUCCUAUACAUUGAAGGAGGUCUGCAGGCUGGGUUCGGUAAGCCCAAUCCACACACCGACCCUAAACUAGAUGCCAUCUCCUGGACUGUGGCGGAUCACCCGGCAGUUGGGAAGGCGAUCAUUGCACUCUCGUACCUCUUCGUCUGCUCCUUUGCCACAACCAUUGGCCCUACUUCCUGGACGUACCCUGCGGAGAUCUACCCGGCCAAGGUCCGUGCAAAGGCCGUCUCGCUUGCCACCGCCUCGAACUGGAUCUGGAAUUGUCUUCUCGCCUUGUUCGUUCCGCCUCUGUUGUGGUCGAUCAACUGGAAGAUGUACAUGAUUUUCGCUGCCUUCAACUCUGCUGCGUUCAUCCACAUGUUCUUUACCGCCCCCGAAACCAAGGGUUAUACACUGGAGGAAAUGGACGAAGUCUUCGAUAGCGGCCUUCCCGCCUGGCGGAAGCUUAACAAACGUAGCAGACUUGAUGAGCUCGAACAGGAGAUAGCGGAAGGUAACCUCAAGGUCGCUGCCCAUGGUGAGAAGGACGGCCCCGUUGCUGCUACUUUCGAGACGGUGGAGAGGCAGGUUUAG
This is a messenger RNA of Aspergillus clavatus NRRL 1, 1593 nucleotides long. RefSeq names its product sugar porter family MFS transporter. Gene Ontology annotation, cellular component: membrane. NCBI's taxonomy places the organism in Eukaryota, Fungi, Ascomycota, Eurotiomycetes, Eurotiales, Aspergillaceae. Gene Ontology annotation, biological process: transmembrane transport; carbohydrate transport. Gene Ontology annotation, molecular function: carbohydrate:proton symporter activity. The record is from RefSeq and is a predicted model, not a curated record. The transcript is spliced from 7 exons. The coding region runs from base 1 to 1593 and encodes 530 amino acids.